UCAGUAAUCAUAUCAAGCAUAUAUAUAAGACAAUUUUGUAUUCCCCUAAACAUUAAGAAGAAACAACUAAACAGAGCCAAGCAAAGCAGAGAGAAUAGACUUUGAUUCCAAGCUUUUUCAAAGAGUAAUAAAAUGUCUGCAAAUGAAUUACCUUCUUCGGCCCAAGCCUUCUAUGAACAAGUCCUUAGUUGUUUUAUCUCUAGAAAGCUGCUUAUGCACAACUCUCAACGAGCCCAUGCGGUCGCACCAACUCCUCCUAUAAGCCAUGAGAACAACGUCAGUGGUGGUGUCUUGGUGCUUCUCUCAGUCCUCAUCUGUGGAAUCAUCUUCUGCCUCGGGUUACAUUACCUCAUUUGUUUGGCAUUCAGACGCUAUUCAAGCUUCAUGAUCUCUGAGCCUGUCCCCAGUCUUUCAACACAACGUGAUUCAUCACACAAAGGAAUCAAGAAGAAAGCUCUUAGGAUGUUCCCAGUCGUGAGUUACUCACAUGAGCUGAACCUCUCUGGGAUUGGUGAAGAGUGCGUCAUCUGCUUGUCGGAUUUUGUUUCCGGUGAAAUGCUCAGGCUGCUACCUAAGUGCAACCACGGGUUCCAUGUUUGUUGCAUUGACAAGUGGCUUCAACAACACUUGACUUGUCCAAAAUGCAGACACUCUUUGGUUGACACAUGCCAGAAGAUCUUAGGUGACUUCAGUCAAGCCGAUCACGUGACAGCAGGACCAACAGAGAACGUUAUUGUCAGAAUAGCUACUCUGGAACCUGAAGGCAGAGUAAACACUUUUAGAGAAAGCAGCUAAGUGUUCAGAAACCAUCAUUAAUCCAGAAUAUAUGCUCAAGCUAGAUAGGAGAUUUUAGAUCUGAGCAUAAUUCAUGUCUAUAUGAUUCCAAAAAAAUACACUUAGAUAUAUUUUUCUGUAGCACAAAGUAUAUAUAGCGAGAACAUAUCUCACUUUUCAGUACUAUCUCAUUG
Messenger RNA from Brassica oleracea var. oleracea, 968 nucleotides. RefSeq names its product E3 ubiquitin-protein ligase ATL76-like. Gene Ontology annotation, biological process: protein ubiquitination. Bases 133 to 795 code for a protein of 220 amino acids. The record is from RefSeq and is a predicted model, not a curated record. The transcript has a single exon. NCBI's taxonomy places the organism in Eukaryota, Viridiplantae, Streptophyta, Magnoliopsida, Brassicales, Brassicaceae. Gene Ontology annotation, molecular function: transferase activity.